AUGGAUAAUAAUUCAUUAAGUUCGACUUUACGCAUAAAAGAUAAAUUGCAUAGGACCAGAAAUCCGUUAGUUAGAAAGUGUAAUAGAUGUAAGAGAACAAAAUUGCAUAAGUAUGAGAAAGCACAACAAUGUAACUUUUGUGAUAAUAUUACAUUUAGUGGGAAUGAAGUUAUAGAUAAUUGGCUCGUUAAAACAAAUAAUCAAAAAGUUUUUGUAGAAUUUAUUCCGUAUAAACAAUUUAGUGAUAUUACUUAUAUUGCUAAGGGUGGAUUUAGUGAAAUAUAUAAAGCAUCAUGUCUUAAUCUAAAAAGAAAGUGGAAUGCCUGUAAGAGAAAUUUUACAAUUAAUGAUAAAAGUAUAGUUGUUCUUAAACACCUUAACGAUUCUGAAAAUAUAAAUCAUGAUUUUUUAAAUGAGGUUUGCAUUGUUAAAAUAUUAUAA
Molecule: messenger RNA, 441 nt
Organism: Scutellospora calospora
Lineage: Eukaryota; Fungi; Glomeromycota; Glomeromycetes; Diversisporales; Gigasporaceae
Source: the annotation of a GenBank genome assembly